Molecule: messenger RNA, 2468 nt
Organism: Daldinia caldariorum
Lineage: Eukaryota; Fungi; Ascomycota; Sordariomycetes; Xylariales; Hypoxylaceae
Exons: 3
Coding region: 292-2316 (674 amino acids)
Source: RefSeq, a predicted model, not a curated record
UCUCUUUGACAUCAAGGCUAUCUUGUAUGCGUACCAGAGUACCUUUUAUACCAAGUGGUUUAGUCAUUAUCUCCGCCAAUUUGCUUUGCUUGGAGGGGAAGAAUAGCCAACAAGUAGCGUCUGUAAGCACAAGGCUUUUCUUGAGUCUUUGCCGUCGGUUUGGAGAUAUUGCCUCGACUCACGUAUCUGAUACCUAAUAUACUCAAUCAUCGCCAUCCUCCAUCCUCCAUUCUUGAUUGCUAGUUCCCCCCCCCCCCCCUAACAAUUUUAUCUUUGCGCAACUUAUUAGCUAUGGAGGAGAGAAAAAAGACAUUGUCGCCGACCCUCACCGAGGAUAAGGAAAAAGAAAAGGAUGUUACAGAACCUACUGUCGAAGAGAAACGGGCUGUCCCGGUUCAUCCUAAACAACCUACGCCUUCAGCUUCGGAAGAAACCGCGCCUGCCGGCGAUGCAACAGAAGCUGCAGCUCAUGACGCCGAACUAAGCUCACCUCCUGAAAGCAGCUCUGUUUCAAGUGUCAACCCGGAUAUGCUGGGUGACGAAAUUGUUGUUGGAACACGCGCUAACGGAAACAAAUCCCCUGCUCGUCGAGUCGCUUCUGAGCGAGGUGAUAACGAGAUGCCUGACGUUGAAGAAGACGAUGAACCUGUCUCACAUUACCCUAAGCGCAAACGCGCGUCACUUUACAACAACCUUGGCGACGAAGAGUUAGAAAACAGCCAAGUAAAGGAUGCCGAUGAUGCCGAUGAGAGUUUGAGUAAAGGAAAGCCUCGACCCAAGUUUGAUGAAGACAGCAAGCAUGUGCCUGUGGGCUAUUGGCGCUCUUCGCCAGUUCCCCAAAUAGAAGGAAAGCAUAUGGUUGUCGGAUUCAUCGAUAUACGCGACCGCCUACGAACACGAAUUCGACCUAAGACUCUUCAUGGCGACCUUAUCAAUCUUCGAUUGUUUCCUAUCCCAUCUGGUCCUGGUGGUAGCUGGAUUACGUUUCCUGGUACAGUGUUCUUAGACCAUCUCAUUGGACGCGACCACAAUGUGAUCAAGGAGUACGUCAAAGUUCGAGCUGAGACGCUCCACGAUCGUUCCAAGGAAGCCGAUCAGGCUGCUAUUACAGAAGCUCUCCGUCGCCUGGAACUUAAUCCCCCGCCUGAAACGCCUCAACCUCCCUCUAUCGCAUGGGGCGUGGAUAUACCUGAACAAUCACAGUUCGCCCGUCCUGAGUCAAAGCGCCGUCGUUAUGGUAGUAGCGUUGGUACCAUUGCUGAGCGCGCCGAUCGCAUCGAUCAGGCUGAACAGGCAGAUAAUGCCGAGUCUUUCGAGCGUUCAGACCGCCUUCCUCUUGCCCCCCAUCAACCAGAGAUUUCGCAGUUGCCUCGAAAACCGACCCGCAUCCUUGUUGGCUGCUGGGCCAAGUCUACUGCUCCGAGGGACGAGGAUAAGCUUGCAGUCUACGGCAUCUUGGGCGCUAAUGAUAUGUUCCGCGUCAAGCUCGUGCGCGAAACAAUGGACGGCCGUUACACAGACGACAACUUCCCCAGUGGCGCGGGCGCGUUGUGGAUUUCAUACGACGAGGUGCUUUUUGUUAAUCACCUAAAGCAGCUAACCAGACCGGAAGUUAAAGAAUAUGUCCGCAUUCGCCAGGCUCAGAUUGAUGCUGGGGAGAAGAAAGAGGAUCGGGUCGCGAACGAGACUCAAGCAGUCCAUGAUGCUCAAAUACGAGCAGCGGCAGUUGCGGCAGCCAGUCCUCUUAGGGCUCCUAACCAGGGACAUGUAGGAUCUGGUCCUUCAUCCGGUCUCAGUCGCGAGGAUGCUCGUGAAAUGCACGAAUCGAGACAGCCCCGACGUGAAGUUACAUCUCGAAGUAUCGAGUCAGCUCAAUCGUUGCGACAUUCUCUUCCGGAUGUGGAUAUCAGACAAGCCAGUCGCAAUGCUAGUAACGAUCCUAUUGAGCGCGUUCAAGGUUAUGCGAACCGCGAAGUUGCAAGAAUGGAAGCGGUGCAACUGCGUACUGAUCGCCACCAAGCUAACCGUAACUCGGUGGCUAAUCCAGGAGGCUUGAUGAAUGCCCAUGACAACCGACGCGACUUCGACGAAAAUAUUAUUAAGAUGAACCAGGUAUGGGAGGCUCAAGAGAAUAUGAGAAUGGGACCAGCUAGUCGCCCUAGCACUGGAGAUGUUAUGAUGCACCAGGGCAUCAAGUAUGAGCGAAAGCAGAAUGGACCAUUCAAGGAUAGGCUUGUCAGUCAAGGAACCAUCAUCAACAUCGACGGUGAAGACUACGUCGAAUACCGCGUUCUCACGAAGCCCUCAUUCUUCUAAACUGGUGCGACACAACACCUUACGGCCUUUUCUUUAUGGUUCCCCAAUGCACAGAUUCGGAUCAGAAUUUGCUACCUUUACUGAAUCCACCUUUCUUCUACAUGGUCAUAUAGCAUUCUGUCUUUCUGGUUUCGGCGUUGCCUUUUAACGUU